GAGAGAGAACGUUCAAGACUGCUGCUGGAGCAUGUAGAGCAGAGCUUGUUGAGGAUUUAUCGUUGAGAUCGUGGGAUCGCCGGCACCGACAACUGCUGCAACUGUUGUUGCUGCUGCUCCUGCACCGGCUGCAGAAUAUAUUUUUGAGAACUAGAGUUGGAACAAAUGGAGGGAACUUCGUCUUCAGCCAUAUCAAAACUCGAGCCUAGGCGAUGCCUCGGAGACAUCAGCAAUUCUAGCGAGCCAAAACUCGAGCCUAGGAGAUGCCUCGGAGACAUCAGCAAUUCUAGCGAGGCGGAUCUAGCUAUUAUAUUGGUCAAUGAUCGCGUGGAUCACACCGAGAAGGGGAAGGCAAAAGUUAAUGAUGUGCCUCCACCACGUAAGCAGAUUAGAACUUGGACGAUUGAGGAGGAUGAUGCUUUACGAGCGGCCGUUGCCCUUCACAAAGCGCGCAAUUGGAAACAGAUCGCUGCGGCUUUACCGAACCGAUCAGACGUUCAGUGUCUUCAUCGGUGGCAGAAAGUGCUCAAUCCCGUUCUUGUGAAAGGAUACUGGACCAAGGAGGAGGACGAGCGCAUGAUUGAACUGGUGGCGAUGUUCGGAGUGAAGCGAUGGGCUGCCAUCGCUCGCUCUCUACCAGGCAGAAAUGGGAAGCAAUGUCGAGAAAGAUGGUGCAAUCAUCUGGAUCCCCAGAUCAAGAGGGAGCCAUGGACAGAGGCAGAAGAUAUGAUGCUGUUUUUGGCUCACAAGCGGUUUGGAAACAAGUGGGCUGAGAUAUCCAAGCUACUUCCUGGCAGGUCCGAUAAUGGCAUAAAAAACAGGUGGAAUACGGCAGUACAAAGAAAGGCCGAGGCCCUGGAGGCAUGUGCCGCCAGUUGGAACAAGCUUAAGCCAUCUGGGAGUUUUCUGUCCAACGAGACCACCAAUGGUUCUGAGGUACCUCAGGACUCAUUGGCAUUGAGUGACCAGGCGACCACUGAAGUUGAAGAAUCUAGUGCUGCGCAGGACCUGUUGGCAUUGACCAAAGACUACGAUUCUGAAGAUUUUGUUCCUGAUUUUAUAAAAAGGUGGAAAGAUUUGAGACUCUUCAGUUAUAAAGCGAGUGAUCAUAAAUGCUUAUAACUUCUUGGCAUUUCAAUUUACAAAAACUGCUUCAAGAUGUAUGCGGAGACAAAGAGAUGAUUAAUCAUCAAGUAAUAGCAGCAACAAGCAG
This is a messenger RNA of Marchantia polymorpha subsp. ruderalis, 1213 nucleotides long. The record is from the annotation of a GenBank genome assembly. NCBI's taxonomy places the organism in Eukaryota, Viridiplantae, Streptophyta, Marchantiopsida, Marchantiales, Marchantiaceae.